Messenger RNA from Ascochyta rabiei, 594 nucleotides. RefSeq lists its product as uncharacterized. The transcript is spliced from 2 exons. Gene Ontology annotation, biological process: iron-sulfur cluster assembly. The record is from RefSeq and is a predicted model, not a curated record. NCBI's taxonomy places the organism in Eukaryota, Fungi, Ascomycota, Dothideomycetes, Pleosporales, Didymellaceae. Bases 1 to 594 code for a protein of 197 amino acids.
AUGGAUCUCGACAAGGACAACGCCAACCCCACCAUCUUGAACCCCUCUGACCUGCCGUCGCGCCGCCGCGAAUCGACGGCGGGCAGGCGUGACGAUGGCGGUUCGGGGCUGUUUGAUGACCUGAUACCGCGCUACAACUACCUGAACGACGCUUUCGACGACCCUGUGUCGGCCAGUGACUCUGACGAUGACGUCGUGGAGAGCAUUGACGAACAGGAGAUCUAUGACCUCAUUUCCACCAUCGCAGACCCAGAGCACCCAUUGUCACUAGGCUCGCUGGCUGUAGUGAACCUGCCCGACAUCCACAUCCUGCCUCCCGUCUCUCCGCAGUCUUCCAUCAGCACGGUGCUCGUUGAGAUCACACCGACCAUCACGCAUUGCUCGCUAGCCACUGUCAUUGGCCUGGGGGUACGCGUCCGGCUUGAGCAAGCUCUGCCUCCCCGGUUUCGUAUCGAUGUCCGCAUCAAGAAGGGCACCCACAGCACCGACGAAGCUGUCAACAAGCAGCUGGGAGACAAGGAGAGAGUAGCUGCUGCGCUCGAGAACGGCACACUGAUGGGCGUUUUGAGGAAGAUGCUCUCCACCUGCGAAUAG